GAUAAAAAGUCAAAUCGAGAGAGGAAUCCGCAGGGGCAACUGGCAAUUGGCAAGGAGCAAAUUACUCCGUACACCGUGAUGUUCCAGUUCUACUCCGUAAAAAGAAACUUUGCUUUCUUUCCCUCUCCCAUCGGGCCUAGGGUUUCACGUCGUUAGUAACUUGUUACUGGUUCCUCCCCAAUCUAUCUUUCAUCCACAAAAUGCGGGGCGGUUAUAAUUACGAUGCUUUCAUGUCCGGUACGGCGGCCGCCGAAACCCCCGGCGGUUCCCGAUUCCGGUCUCUAGCCUCCUUCGCGCCGCUGCGGCCAUGGCGCGAGCUCUUCGCCCACCCCUCCUCCUAUUCUCUUCCACAUUCCCUCGCCGAUCUGGUCUCCCGCCUCCGCCUGAAGCUCGGCAUCUUCCGCAUGAACUACGCCCUCGCAAUGCUCUUCAUCCUCUUCCUCAGCCUCCUGUGGCACCCCACGUCGAUGAUCGUCUUCCUGCUGGUGUUCGUCGCCUGGUUCUUCCUCUACUUCUUCCGCGACGGCCCACUGGUGGUCUUCAGCCGCAUUGUUGACGACAGGGUCGUCCUGGUUGCUCUGAGCGUCGUGACGGUGGUGUGUCUGGUGCUGACUCACGUCUGGCUCAAUGUUCUGAUCUCCGGUCUGAUCGGAUCGGCGAUUGUUGCUCUCCACGCGGCAUUCAGAGUCAACGACGACCUGUUUCUUAACGAAGAUGAAGCGGCAGAGAGCGGAUUGCUCUCCUUUGCCGGCGGCGGCGGCGGCUCCGGUGGUCUGCCGCCUCGAGUGUCUCCUAAAACUGGAUCUUCAGUGGUAGGGGUAAAUCUGUAAUUGUGUAAGCACUUCCCUUUUGUGUGUGUGUGUGUGUACUCUUGUGAAGAAACUACAAUGUGUGUUUUCGAAUGGGAUUUUCAGUUUUCAUAGAGCAACCAAAAUAAACAUUACAUUCUACAAAACAUAAAGAGUGGGAUGAACUCAUCCUGUGAUUAUUAGCAAUAUU
Molecule: messenger RNA, 999 nt
Organism: Cuscuta campestris
Lineage: Eukaryota; Viridiplantae; Streptophyta; Magnoliopsida; Solanales; Convolvulaceae
Source: the annotation of a GenBank genome assembly